AUGGCUGGGAAUGCCCUCCUGUUUACUGUCCUCCUCAUGUACAUCAAGAAGAAAAAGAAGAUGACUGAGCUGUAUCUGCUGAACCUGGUGGUUUCAGACUUCUUCCUGCUACUGACCCUUCCUUUCUGGGCUCUGUACAUUUCUCAGUGGGUCACCUGGGACAUCUUGUGCCCAUUCUUAAAUGCCAUGUACACUCUGAACUUCUACAGUGGCAUCUUCUUUGUGAGCUGCAUGAGCCUGGACAUGUAUCUGCAGAUAGUUCAUGCUUGGUCUCCUCAUAGCUCCACAGUGUGGAGGAAUUCCAUCCUCAUCUUGUUGGUGAUGUGGAUCCUUUCCAUAGCUCUCUCCAUUCCUGAUGGCCUUUUCACCAGCACAAAGGAAAUUCACAACAAAACCAUCAUGUGCACCCAGGAUUAUGGCCAGGAACACUUAUUUUGGAAAGUUGUCUUUCGGGUGAUCCAAAACAUCCUGGGAUUCCUUUUCCCCUUCCUCUUCAUGACCUUCUGCUACUCCCGCAUCGCGUGUGUGCUCAACACCUCCCAGAUACCUGGCUCCAGGAGAGCUCUCUGCUUAGUCUUUACUCUGGUGGGGGUCUUCUUUGUGCUGUGGUGUCCUUACAACGUUGUGCUCAUCCUCCACUCCCUGCAAGAUGUCGGUGUGAUCAGGAGCUGUGAAAGCAGUAGGAAACUGGACUAUGCCCUGCAGAUCACGGAGAGCUUGUCCUUUGUCCACUGCUGCCUCAACCCCUUGCUCUAUGCUUUUGUGAAGAAACGGUUCAGGGCAUAUUUGUGCAAGAUCCCUCAGGCCAUUUUCAGGAGAGGCGCUUUCUUUUCCAUCCAGGACUCCCAGACGAGCCCGUCUUGCAGCAGAUAUGCAGCUGAGAUAGAAAUGUUGAGCCUCACAAAUGCAUCAUAA
Molecule: messenger RNA, 915 nt
Organism: Passer domesticus (house sparrow)
Lineage: Eukaryota; Metazoa; Chordata; Aves; Passeriformes; Passeridae
Gene: ACKR2
Product: atypical chemokine receptor 2
Exons: 1
Coding region: 1-915 (304 amino acids)
Biological process (GO): immune response; cell chemotaxis; G protein-coupled receptor signaling pathway
Cellular component (GO): membrane; external side of plasma membrane
Molecular function (GO): C-C chemokine binding; C-C chemokine receptor activity
Source: RefSeq, a predicted model, not a curated record